Messenger RNA from Synchiropus splendidus (mandarinfish), 5872 nucleotides. It is a transcript of the gene cpeb2, whose product is annotated as cytoplasmic polyadenylation element binding protein 2. The transcript has 11 exons. The record is from RefSeq and is a predicted model, not a curated record. Gene Ontology annotation, biological process: negative regulation of cytoplasmic translation. The coding region runs from base 317 to 2446 and encodes 709 amino acids. NCBI's taxonomy places the organism in Eukaryota, Metazoa, Chordata, Actinopteri, Syngnathiformes, Callionymidae. Gene Ontology annotation, molecular function: mRNA regulatory element binding translation repressor activity; mRNA 3'-UTR binding; translation factor activity, RNA binding. Gene Ontology annotation, cellular component: neuron projection; synapse; nucleus.
UAGAUCCGUCAGGAGGUUUAAUCCUCCGCAGCCGCAGCAGCAGCAGCCGGUAACCAGAGGAGGGGGUAGCACGGUCGGACAGGAAUGGACCGUUCGGGCGAGGCUGUUCCACAACCAGGCCGAAAUAGCUCGGUGUUUUAGAAAGACGCUCGAAUCGCCGAGCCAGACAGAGAUUACGAACCGGACGGGUCGAGUCUCUGCACAGGCCGGGCCCCCUCCUCACCGCCACAGACCCGGUUGAUACACUUCCAUUUUCUGUUCCCGGUUCCGACCUUCAGCCUCGGUGUCGCCGUCAGCUGCUGCGCAUCAGCGAAACAUGCAGGAUGAGCUUGUGGGGGUGACAACCACGACGACCCCCCCACCAACCGAGGAACCGGAGAGCAGCACUGCCCCACAGCCGAAACCAACCGCUUUCACACCGGAUUAUACUCAUCCGAACCCGACACAGGGUCGUUUCACCGCGACGCAGUCUAUCUGUGACCUUCAUCUGAGACUUCAGCCGGAGUCCCCCCCGACCCAGGAAGCCCUCGGUCACCUGCCGCAGAGGAGGGCCUUCGCUCCCGCUGACCCCCGGUGCCCUCCAGAAGCCGAUGCUGCGCCGCCUUCACCCACUUCCGUAAACCCGAACACGGCCCAAAUGGACUCUCCUGUCGCCCAGCAUUUGAGCAAUGGCAGCAGCGGCACCGGCAGUGUGUUGUCCGGUGGACUCGGCGCCGCCUUUCCUAACCUCCCCACCCAGGAGAUCCAGAGCGCCAGCGGGGGGUCGUCCUCACCGUCGCUCCCCGGCUUCCCCCCCACACCCUGGUCCGUCCAAACCAGCUCAUCGCCUCCACCCAUCCACUCCAUGAACCAGAUCCCGAAUAACGAGCCAGAUAACAGCUUCUACCCGGGUAUCCCGUCCUCCAUCAACCCGGCCUUCUUCCAGAGUUUCUCACCGGUCGCGGCUAAUCCCUGCGCCGGGAUUAAUGUGCAGGGCUUCAGCGGUCCAUUCUCGCCUCAGAUAAAUGUCCCCCAGCAAGGCCAGAACCGCAGAUCGCCCGUCAGCCCUCAGAUGCAUCCCCAGCAGCAGGGAGCCUUCCUGCAGCAGAGGAACAACUACAACCAGACCAUGGCAAAGCCGUCUCCUUGGGGCAGUCAUCAGGGGAAUGGAUGGGGAUCUGCAGGGAUGUCCUGGGGCCGGGACCGUCGAGGAGGGGGCAUGGGCGCACCUGGAUCAGUGAGUCACGCCUCACCCUUGAAGAAGCCCUUCUCAAGCAACGUCAUCGCGCCCCCAAAGUUCCCACGCUCCGCCGGCUCACUGGGCCCUAAGUCCUGGAUGGAGGAGAACAUGUUUCGCACAGACAGCAACAGCAACACCCUGUUGCCUCUUCAGGACCGCACCAGGAUGUAUGACACGCUGAGCAUGCACUCCCUGGAGAGCUCCCUCAUCGACAUCAUGCGAGCUGAACAGGAUCCCAUGAAAGGCCGCGUAGGAUGCCCCAACCCCGGGGCUGACGGCCUUCUCAUGCUCAAUGCCAGGAGCUUUGGGAGACGUCGAGGACGCUCCUCUCUCUUUCCUAUCGAUGACAAUCUCCUUGACGAUGGACAUGGCAACCAAGGAGUUCCAGGAGUUCUUGGCUCUCCCAACUGUUUCCCGCAUCAGAACGGGGAGCGCAUUGAACGCUUCUCUCGUAAGGUGUUUGUUGGAGGUCUGCCACCUGACAUUGACGAAGAUGAAAUUACCUCAAGCUUCCGCCGCUUUGGUCACCUGGUAGUGGACUGGCCACACAAAGCCGAGAGCAAGUCCUACUUUCCCCCUAAAGGAUACGCCUUCCUGCUGUUCCAGGAGGAGACGUCAGUACAGGCUCUCAUUGAGGCCUGCAUGGAGGAGGACGGGAAGCUCUACCUGUGUGUGUCCAGCCCCACCAUUAAGGACAAACCUGUGCAAAUACGACCUUGGAACCUGAGCGACAGCGACUUCGUCAUGGAUGGCUCGCAGCCUUUGGAUCCCCGCAAGACCAUCUUUGUGGGAGGUGUCCCUCGUCCCCUGAGAGCAAUCGAGCUGGCGAUGAUCAUGGACCGCCUCUACGGUGGAGUCUGCUACGCCGGAAUUGACACUGAUCCAGAACUCAAGUAUCCCAAGGGUGCAGGGCGUGUGGCUUUUUCUAACCAACAGAGUUACAUCGCUGCCAUCAGUGCAAGAUUUGUUCAGCUGCAACACGGAGACAUCGACAAGCGGGUGGAGGUGAAGCCCUACGUCCUGGACGAUCAGCUCUGCGACGAGUGCCAGGGUGCCCGCUGCGGUGGCAAAUUUGCCCCAUUUUUCUGCGCUAACGUCACCUGUCUCCAGUAUUACUGCGAGUUCUGCUGGGCCAACAUCCACUCACGUGCCGGCAGAGAGUUUCACAAACCCCUGGUGAAAGAGGGUGCCGACCGCCCGCGGCAGAUCCACUUCCGCUGGAACUAGAGAUGACACGGUAACGCCGUGGGGGAGAGGGGAAGGAAAGACAGGCUAACUGGAGGAGGAUCAUUUCUCUGCCUCUCCUCGUGUCCUAAACGCUGUCAGUAUAAUUGAGUCUGCGACACUUAACAGUAUGUCCGAUAUAAAUCUAUAAACCUUUUGUAGCAGCCAAACACCACAAGCCUCAGUUUUUCACCAAACCCCCCUCACAUCUCAGGCUCUAACAACUCUUUUUUGGAACCUUCAUCUUUUUCUAAGACGAGAUUUAAAAACGAAAAAAGAAAUGAUUUUUAUAGUUUUUUUAAUUAUUAUUUUUCUAUGUGAAAUUUAAAGUAGAUAUGGGAAUGUUGUUUUUUUUCGCAUGGGGGCAGCUCGUCUGUCUGUCUGCUGCUAACCACCCACACGGUGCAGAGCGUGCACACCUGUUUCUGGGGAAAUUUUGAUUCUCUAUUGCCGAUGCCAGGCCCAGGUUUAAAACCAAAGGUAGCAAAACGAUAGGAAGCUGAUAAUUGACACUUUUUGAAUGAGCAUUGUCUAUCAACUCAUUAUUCUCCUGGGGUAGAAAACGUUAGUAGGGAAACUUCUGCAUUAUACCUCAAACAUACCGAAUCUGGUUUCUGCUUAAUGUACUGUUUCUGCUCAACAAGCUAUUUUAGGAACUUUGCUGCUAUAUGUACACACAAGUAGAUAUGUAGGUAUUAUAGUUAAUGCCGUUUAUAAACCAGAAUCAUGUUAAAUACAAAUGCAGUAUGCACUCAAACACUUCUGGGCCCCAGUGCAGUGGAACAAGACAAGUGCAUGUUAAGAUAGAGAGUAAAUGUAGAGUUAGCUACACAAAAAGCAUGCAGGAUGGGAGUUAAAAAAAAAGAAAACAAACCACUGAAAUCAAAAAAUCUGUAGUGAGUAGCAUGAUGAUCUACGACAGAUGCCUACAAAGUAAAUCGAAGAAGUAUUUAAAAAACCUAUUUAAACGUGCAUGCGUUGAUGUUGUUUGAUCUGUUUACAUAGUUAACCAUACAGAAGUGAUGAAGUGAAGCCAUUAUUUUGUGACACUAUGGCCUGUUUUGGCAAAAAAAAAAAGUUGGGAAGCAGAGUGCUGUUCAGUGGUUUGUGUUUGUGUCGUCCUCGUGCUGUGACUGUGCUGAGACAGGCUGCUGUUGCCGACCCAUAUACCCACAUCUUUCUGCCAGUUAGUAGGUUAAUCUGAGCAUCGUCCUGGCAGAACAAACUUGAUAAGCUGGGCCAGUUUGUUCUAAUGUCGAUGCUGCGGCUCCAGAUUUGUGGUCCGUUUUCACUGAAAGGUUGAGUCUACGUCCACGUUGCUUCGUUUUCAUUUGAAUUGAAGUCUCUUGUGAUGCUAGCUGCCUGUGUUUCUGUGGAGUCGUCACGCUGUGUCAAUAUUUGUCAGCAGCUAGCUGGGUGGAUCACAAAAUAACUGUUCUGAUCAGUGCAGAAAUCGCUCUUGCAGCAUCGCCAAGCAUUCAUAUGACUGGGAAUAGUAUGAUUUUGCUGCAGCCACUUUUCCUUCUCAAGCUUGGUACUAAAACGGCCGCUUUGUUUGCAUACACACAUAAAAAAAGUUCACUCAAUUUCAUCCAUUCAUCAAUGAACGGGCUAACAUGACACGCUUUUACACUGAAAUCCUGGCCAUGUGGACGUAGACCAACUUUUCAUCCUUUAAUCUGAAGGCAACAGUGACUUUCAUGACCUAGUAUUGUUUAUACUGUUAUUUUGAAGUACUCUUGAAACUCUUUGGGACAAUCGUUCUGUGAGCGGAGGACGGCGACCCGGCCUUCUGUUUGGUACUGUACAAGUGUCUCUGGUGUCGUCGUGGCUUUGUGUUCCAUGCCCCACUGUGUGCUCCUUGAUAUCGAUGUUCCGGCGUCAAUUGUGUACUGUUACAAAACCUUAACGGAGCUGAGUUUAUUUACUUAAAAAGCCAGUUCCUGUUAAUGAGUUUGUGUCUACUACUUGCCCCCACUGGCCCUCCAGUAUGUUUUUAUAUUCUAUAUUAUGCACUACUUUUCUAUUCCCCUUGUUUUUCUUAUUAACCCCAAAGUGAUUACAGUGCAAAUGUGGAUUCUUUAAAAAAAAAAAACCCACGUAUUUAUAAUUCUAUAAGUGAUAUAUUAAAUUUUAUUUUUUCAUGAUUGAUUAUUUAAUAUAUAGGUAGUGGUCUUAAUUUAUCUGUGUUCUUGUGUGUGUAUAGCUGGAAUCCAAUAUUUUCUAAUAUAUUCUAAUGUAGUUUUGAACAGACAGGGAGUCAGAUGGAGAUUUAACCAAGGACAGUCCCGUCGUCCUCGUGGCUUUAGUCGUCAUGCGAACGUGUGUGAAUAUCGUCACCUGUAACACUUGACUCGUGCUGUUUUUGUGAGCUUCUAUUUUCUAUGUUGAACACUGUUACAAUGUUCCGUAUGUGACUUUGUUUUUUUUGUAAAAAAUCAUAUUUAUUUCACUAUUUUUGUAGACAAAAAAAACUAUUUGCUUUUGAUUGUAUUUUUCUAUUUAUAUAGAAUUAUUAUACAGUUUUAUUUCCCCCUUCCCUCACAAUGCCUAAUAUGUCCAGAAGUUUUGUUCAAAGACAGCAAAUCACGUCAUGCGUAAACACGUCAAGUUUUGAUGUAUUGAUUCUUAUUUUCAUACACUCUUCACGCUUCAAAUGAAGGAAACAUGAAGGUUAUAUUAUAUUCUUGGAAGACACUUGAGAUUCUCCCCUGUCGCGUCGAGGCUCCGGUUUGUCCGUGCAGAUGCGCUGAAACUUGAAUAUAACACAUUUUGAAAGGCUGACUAACCUCGAAUCUGUGUUGUGAUGUGCAAUACUGUUUCUAAUGUUUGUAUAAAAGUAAGAAUUACAGUGUAAACCUUUUUACUGCAGAUUUAUUUUUUUCAUUGCAUAUUUUGCAGAUUUCUGAUCCACAGUGUCAUUUUUUACUACUAUCAGAUAAUGAACCCCUUUUUUUCAUUGCAACUAUUUUUAAAUCCAGAUAUCUUUGUACUGAUGUAAAUGAUUGUAGUUAUUUUGGAUAGUGUUUUGCUAACAAAAGGAAAGACUUUUUUCAUGCAUAUUUCUAUUUCAUUUCAUCCGGUUUAACCCACAGUUUUAUUUAAUGUAUUAGUAGCAAAAUUCUCAAUAUUUUUUCCAUACUAAAUAUCACCUGUUUUUGUAUUUGCAAAGAUGUUAUUUGCGGUCGGUUUAUUUUAAAGGCUAAUUAUUUGUUACCUUGUUUAAUUACGAAUCAAAACCUGUCUAUAAAUUAAAAAGAAGUGGUUAAUAAGGUAUUUGGAUUGUAAUUAUUACUGAGCGGUUCUUUGAUAUGCAAAAUCAAUACCAUGUCUAUUCUAAGUUUUGGUUGAGUUUUGUAUUUAAAUGGGGUGUUGAACCUGUUUUUUCCUCACUUCCUCAAUAAAGAUCUAUUCUGUUUGGACACUAAA